AGGCCGCUUGUUUAUUAUAUCCACUAAAGCAGGUUCCCUCGGAAUUAAUCUCGUGGCUGCGAAUAGAGUCAUCAUCUUCGAUGCUUCUUGGAACCCGUCGUAUGACAUCCAGAGUAUUUUCAGGGUUUACCGCUUUGGGCAGAGCAAACCUGUGUUUGUGUACAGGUUUUUGGCUCAGGGGACGAUGGAAGAUAAGAUCUAUGACCGACAGGUAACAAAGCAGUCCUUGUCUUUUCGGGUUGUCGACCAGCAGCAAGUUGAACGUCAUUUUACCAUGAAUGAACUGACAGAGCUGUACACGUUUGAGCCAGAUUUGCUGGAUGAUCCUAAUUCAGAAAAGAAAAAGAAGAGAGAUACGCCAAUGCUGCCAAAAGAUACGAUUCUGGCAGAGUUGCUUCAAAUCAAUAAAGAGUACAUCGUUGGGUAUCAUGAACAUGACUCACUCCUGGACCAUAAGGAGGAAGAGGAACUCACUGAAGAAGAAAGGAAGGCAGCGUGGGCAGAAUAUGAAGCAGAGAAGAAGGGUUUGACUAUGCGUUUCAACAUGCCAACUGGGACCAAUAUGCUUCCCACAAAUUUCAACUCGCAAACACCUUAUAUCCCUUUCAAUUUGGGUGCUCUGUCAGCAAUGAGUAAUCAACAGCUGGAGGACCUUAUUAAUCAAGGAAGAGAAAAAGUUGUGGAAGCAACCAACAGUGUAACUGCAGCAAGAAUUCAGCCCCUUGAAGACAUCAUUUCAACGAUAUGGAAAGAAAAUUUAACGCUCACAGAGAGCCAAGUCCAGGCCCUGGCACUCAGCAGGCAGGCAAGCCAGGAGCUUGAUGUCAAGCGCCGAGAAGCCAUCUACAAUGAUGUCCUUACUAAGCAACAGAUGUUGAUCGGUUGUGUCCAGAGGAUCCUGAUGAACAGAAGGCUCCAGCAGCAGUACAAUCAGCAGCAGCAGCAGCAGCAGAUGUCGUACCAGCAAGCAGCAAUGAGUCAUCUCAUGAUGCCAAAGCCUCCAAAUUUAAUCAUGAAUCCUUCCAACUACCAACAGAUAGAUAUGAGAGGAAUGUAUCAGUCAGUGUCCGGUGGUAUGCAGCCGCCACCAUUACAACGAGCACCACCCCCAAUGAGAGGCAAAAAUCCAGGGCCUUCCCAAGGGAAAUCAAUGUGAUUUUGCACUAAAAGCCUAAAGGAUUGUUAAAAUCAGAGAAAGAACUUUUUAUUUUUUUAGGAAUCAAUGGCUUAACAGAACUCAACUGUAAAAAAA
Messenger RNA from Mesitornis unicolor (brown roatelo), 1252 nucleotides. Its product is annotated as transcriptional regulator ATRX-like. Gene Ontology annotation, molecular function: ATP hydrolysis activity. The record is from RefSeq and is a predicted model, not a curated record. The transcript is spliced from 7 exons. The annotation marks the transcript as partial. NCBI's taxonomy places the organism in Eukaryota, Metazoa, Chordata, Aves, Mesitornithiformes, Mesitornithidae. Gene Ontology annotation, cellular component: nucleus.